CUCUAUCCAUUGGUUCCCUUCCUUAACCUCCUAGAAUGCGGCUGAAAUGAUGUCUUCUCUAAGAUGUAGUGCCUAUUCUCUGAUAUCGUCAAGCUGAAUUGGGUAACCCAAUAACACCAUCUGCACUUCUCUCCACCUUCGGCUUCUUCUCAUCUGCCCCCUUGGCUUGAGAUCUAGGUGGAAAGUCACAUAGCCUGACCCUGUAGCAAUAACAAAAUGGAAGCCCAUGAAGAGCUUCUCCUCUGGGCAAAACAGAAGGGUGUCCAACUACACGGCAUCGAGCCACGGAGAAUGCCUGGCCGGGGAGUUGGCGUUGUUGCUACAGAACCACUUAAGCCGAACCAGGUACUGCUUGAAGUUCCUACAUCAUUGCUAAAGUCCCUGAGCUCUGUGCCACGAUCUGUCUCCAGGAAGCUGCCCCGGGACAUGAGCGUCCAUGGACUCCUAGCUGCGGAUCUCGCGUUGGACGAGUCCGCCACACACUCCAAGUGGGAUGCCGUGAUGCCUACUAAAGAAGAGGUGAUGGCAAGCCUCCCUCUGGCUUGGGACCCGGACCUUCAGGAGUACUUCCCCAAGCCAGCGAGAGAUUCCAUCCGAAAGCAGCAGACCAGGUUCAAACGGGACUGGGACAUCGUGCACGCCACGUUCCCCUCCCUCCUCGAAGAGGACUACCUGUACGCCUGGCUCCUCGUCAACACGCGGACCUUCUACUACACCACCCCCAGAACCGAGAAGCUCCCCCGCCACGACCGCAUGAUCCUCCAGCCGGUGGCGGACCUGCUCAACCACGCCGACGAGGGCUGCUCCGUGUCGUUCGACGGGCGCGGCUUCACGAUCCGGAGCGGCCGGGCGUACGCGGCCGGCGAGGAGGUGUGCAUCUGCUACGGCCGGCACGGCAACGACGUCCUGCUGGCCGAGUACGGCUUCGCCCUGGCGGCCGGCCGCAACCGCUGGGACGAGGUGUGCCUCGACGACGCCGUGCUGCCGCGCCUGUCGGCGCGCCACCGGCGGCACCUCGAGGACCGCGGCUUCCUGGGCAACUACAGGCUCGACGCCGCGACCGUGUGCUACCGCACCCAGGUCGCGCUGAGGAUCCUCUGCGUGCCGCUGGGGGAGUGGCGCGACGUCGUCGACGGGCUCGACGACGGCGAGGCACAGCAGGGCGAGGUGGACCGGCUUCUGAUCUUGCUGCUGCGAGAGCUUCGGGAGGGUGCGCGGGAGACGAUUGCGAAUAUCGAGGUGGCGACGGCUGGUCUGGACCAUCAGCGUCAGGCACUGAAGGACAGAUGGGUGCAGAUCAUAGACCUGGUGUCGUCUACGAUACUGAGGCUCGAAUCAUCAGUGGCCCAGGAAUCGACAUAGAAGCUAUUGUGCACAGAUGCUUUCCAGUGCUGGCAUGUUCGGUCACGGAUAACUAUCACCUGUUUGGCCGUUUACCAACCAUCCUCUGAGCCGGCCAACGCUCUUGGUACUAGUUGGACUUCUUGGUUAUGCGAGGCAAGAAGAGGAGGACAUCACAUCCACACGCACCAGUCAACUUAGCAAGCUGGCUCGGGCUUCUAGAAGGUCAUCAGGGGGACGCAAUCCAUGUAUCAACUGCGUGGGAUUCCUAUUCAUUCUGACUCGGAGUGCGACCAAAACGCAACUAUACACACUGAACUGGGACUUUGACCGCGACACCAUGCUCGAUGAUUCUGCUUAUGCCCCUUCCGGAGAUCGG
Phialemonium atrogriseum is the source of this 1720-nucleotide messenger RNA. RefSeq names its product SET domain-containing protein. Gene Ontology annotation, molecular function: protein-lysine N-methyltransferase activity; protein binding. The transcript has 2 exons. Gene Ontology annotation, biological process: peptidyl-lysine trimethylation; peptidyl-lysine monomethylation. Lineage: Eukaryota; Fungi; Ascomycota; Sordariomycetes; Cephalothecales; Cephalothecaceae. The record is from RefSeq and is a predicted model, not a curated record. The coding region runs from base 217 to 1362 and encodes 381 amino acids.